AUGGCGACUGCGCAAGUGACUCGCCAGCCCCGGCUAGCGGACGAUGCCGCGACUGCUGCCCUAUAUGUGACGCAUCCUGAACGCAGGGCAUCUCUCCGCGCCCCGACCGCAACCAAAACUCAGAACAUCAAUUCACGCGCGGUCGGCGGUGCCCGAAAGCUCGACCAUGCUUCUGCUGCCUCGGCGCUCGCUCACGCGAAGCGCAGACCUGUCGAAAUAUGGCAACCCCCGGCUAGACAGCCUGCCGCCGAGAAGGCUGCACUCUGCGUGAAGGACUACGCUCCGCCCCAGCCAUCCAAACCUCCCACGGCGCACAGCGCGGACGGACUGGGAGCCGCAAUGCUCGCUGUUCGUGAGCAGAGAGCCUCGGUGAGCCAGCCAUCUGCAUCCGCUGUCAGGCGUGGCAGCUCUACCGACCGUUACCACCACACGGCCGUUGGCGGCAACCCGAAAGACAAGGCACUGAAGGCUGCAUCGGGUGCCUACACGCUCUCGCGUAAAAGAGCCGACUCAGCACCUGUUGACGCGGGGAACACCUCCGAACUCCAAUAUGACCCUGCAACUGGCGCAGCACGGUAUUCUCAGGUGGAAGAAGAGGAUCCCCUUGACAACUUAGAUCCUGCUAUGGAAGCAAGCCGGGUCCGGCAUAUGUCUAACGCUAACCCGAAGUUGUACACUUAUUCACCACCUGUCCAACCUGAGACGGAGGAAAAAAUUCACCAGCACUCGCAGCGCGCUGCUGCGAUUUCAAUGGCCAAGAAGAUGUACAAAGUCACCGAUCCAAAGCCACAGACCAGCGAAUCUCCCGCUGUCCGAGCGGCCCAAAAGGGGCAAAGCCAACUAGGCUACCGCAAAACUAUAUCCACGGCAGAUGGGAAUGCCCUUCGGCGUGCGAUUGCCCUACAAGAGGCAGCGCAAAAGCGAGCCGCCGAGAAGCUAGCACUGAUGCGGAAUGAGCAUGCGGACUACCAGCUAUAUUAUGGUACCGCACCUCAACCACAACGGUCCCGCCUAAUCACCCGCCGCAAGAGGUCUUCAAGCGACGCGGAAGGCUCUCAGACUGACGCAGAGCAAUCGCGGCAAAUCCGGAGCCAGAUGAACAGCCUGCGGGCCAAGAUGGGCCAGGCAGAUGAUCGUCAGACACAGGAUCGUGAACUACUUAUGCAGGCUGCCCGCCGCAAUGUGGACCGAACCCUCCAGGACAUGGAAGAGCGGGUUUGCGCGGAUACUGGUCGCGCUCCACCUUCACUGCAGAGGGAGUGGGACGAGGCUGCCCAGGCACGUGUGCGACAGGAGGCAGAGGAGUUCGAAGGCGUUCCCACCCAAGAGGAUCGAGUCAACAUUGGCCGUCAAACGUAUAUGGACAUGGCCGACGUCGAUGCUGUCGCCCGGUCUCGCCUCCAGCCUGCUCUUGAUGAGAUUGCCGAGAAUGCCGAACAGCGGAGAGCCAAUGAGAUUGAAGCCCGUCUAGACGCCGAAGAGGAGGAGAGACAUGCUGCUGUCGAGCGUGAACGCGACGCUGAUACAAGAGAGAUAGAGAAACAACUCAGAGGUACAAGCAAGCGCGAAAAGUCCGAGAGCAAGAUUCCCAAAUUCUUCUUAUGGAGGAGGAAGGGCAAGCGAGCUCGGGUUGAGGAACCCGAGACUGAAGAAGCUCAAGACGCUUCGCCUGUUACUGAAGGAGCAGGAGCUGUAUUGGAGGAGCCUCCGACUACAGCCCCAGAUCCCACUGCAUCGACGGACACCAUUCCCGAGCAAGCUUCUACUGAGCCAGAGCCGAGGGAUACCAUCCCCGAUGAAGCUUCUGUUGAAACAGAGAUAGCCGCUUCCCCAAGCGUUGCAGCCGCCUCCUCGGUCGCAGAGACCGAGCCUUCAAAGCCCGAUGAAACCGAUGUGCCUGCGGCGAUCCCACGGCGGCCAACACGAAGCCAAACCGAGCCCCUCGAGCUCGGACAACGGGAUGUAGCCGUCUCAGACCCAACAGUUGUGCACUACUUCACGCCACCAGUCACAAGUCCACGCGCCGAUACAAAGCUCAGGAACUGGUUCCGCGACCGUCUCGCCCGCCGCUCCAGUGGCCCAGUUCCCAUAUAUCCCCCCCAGCCAGCUCCGGAGUCCAACACAGAGAAUGAACCCGCAUUUCAAGGUGGCGCCUCUUUGACCGGCCGUGAUGAGACUCGUAGCGCAGCACUGGCCUCACAUCCUCUUACCGGGACUAUCCCGACCCACAACAGAUCUUCGAGCUACUACAGCAAUGACUUUGAUGUCAGCAAGAUCAAUAGUGCAGAGUCUGCCCCAGAUUCUACCAAGCAAAAUGGCAAUGGCAAGAAGAGGAAUCGUUUGAGCCGGUCGUUCCUCAAGACCGUGUCCAGUAACCAUGAUGAGUCUCUUUCCAACGAUGGUGACUCCCGUCGCGACUCGGGGCCCCAAUCAGUGUCUAAGAAUGGCGACGGCGACGGCGACGGCGACGGCGCUGAUGCUCAGAGUCUAAAGGACAGUGCUAAUGACCAGAGUCUUCCCGUCCCACCUACUAUCAGUGAGACGGUGAACGGCAGACGAGAAUCAAGAUUCUCCGAGAUUCUGUGA
Molecule: messenger RNA, 2586 nt
Organism: Penicillium coprophilum
Lineage: Eukaryota; Fungi; Ascomycota; Eurotiomycetes; Eurotiales; Aspergillaceae
Exons: 4
Coding region: 1-2586 (861 amino acids)
Biological process (GO): eisosome assembly
Source: RefSeq, a predicted model, not a curated record